Molecule: messenger RNA, 1131 nt
Organism: Priceomyces carsonii
Lineage: Eukaryota; Fungi; Ascomycota; Pichiomycetes; Serinales; Debaryomycetaceae
Product: TFIIH complex kinase subunit
Exons: 1
Coding region: 1-1131 (376 amino acids)
Biological process (GO): regulation of transcription by RNA polymerase II; regulation of cyclin-dependent protein serine/threonine kinase activity
Cellular component (GO): transcription factor TFIIK complex; nucleus
Molecular function (GO): cyclin-dependent protein serine/threonine kinase regulator activity
Source: RefSeq, a predicted model, not a curated record
AUGCUGAAGAUAGAAGGGAGGACAGAAAGCUCCCCUUCUAAUGAUAAAGAAAAAAAGUAUAUCACAGUUGAUGAUUUAUAUCGCCAAUCAAGUCAGUUUGAGAUAUGGUCGUUUAUUCCAGAAACAUUAGAGCAGACAAGAAGACAAGCUAAUCAAAAGGGUACAAGAGCUGCUACAGCGAAAUUAGAAGAUACACUAGCAGCAUUUGAAAGUGAAAAUACGGACAUCUAUAGAACAUUAAAAGAUGAACUUACGCCUGAGAAGUUAUUAUCCGUAGUGAGUUACGAUGAAGAGGUCAGAUACUUGAGUUUUUAUAGCAAAAACAUCAUUCCGACCGCCAAUUUCUUCAAAAUGCCAACACAAGUGAAAGCAUCGGCAGUAUCAUUCUUUAAAAAAUUUUACCUUGUAAAUUCUGUGAUGGAAUAUCAUCCCAAGAAUAUAAUGUACACUUGCGUCUUUCUAGCUGCCAAAUCGGAGAAUUAUUUCAUUUCGAUAGAUUCGUUCUGUAAAGCGUUGAAGAACACAUCAGCAAAAGAGAUUUUAGAUCUUGAAUUCAUAAUUUUACAAAGUCUAAAGUUCACUUUGUUAGUACACCAUCCUUUUCGACCAUUAUAUGGAUUCUUUCUUGAUUUUCAGGCGAUUUUAUUACAUCCAUUACCAGUGAUGUAUGAUGUUUCAGUGGAUAGUAUUGGUGAAUUGUAUGACAAGUCAAAGCUGUGGCUAAAUGAUUAUGCCUUGUUGAGCGACGUUGCAUUCUUGUUCACUCCACCACAGAUUGCGCUCGCAGCAAUGUAUAAUGUAGAUAGAAAAAUUACGGAAAGCUAUUUGAAGCACAAGUUUCUCAAGACUCUGCAAGCAUCAAAUGAUGAUUUGAAGAAUUCUGGGACGACUGAAGUAGAUACAGAGAAUACCCAAACAACAAAUGAAAAUAAAAGUGAAAGUGAACAGCAAAGAAGGGACCAUUACGAGCAUUUGGUGAGAACGAUACGGAAAUGCAUCAAAUUAGCAAAGCAAAUACCCGACACAACUCGCGAGGAAAGCAGAGAGAUCGAUAGGAAGUGUUUUUACGCUCUUAAACCAAAAAUGCUCAUUGAAAAAAAAAUUAGGAAACUCUCUUCGGCAACUACAUGA